GAGACGUCAUUCUGAGACGCUUUGAGACCGUUAACACUGGAUAUUUUAUUUUUACGGAGGAAGAUAUUAGAGUCUCCAGAACCCAGUAUUGUGAAGACCAGCAGACUGAUAGAGCCAUACAUUGACUGAUGACUGAUAGCCUGAUGAUAGACUGAUGAGGAUAGAGUUAUACAUUCAACGAUGUAACAAUGACCUCUGGACCAAGUGUUAAGAGGAAGUGUCAGAGAUCAGAGUCUCCAGAACCCAGUAAUGUGUCUAUGAAGAGUGACAGAUCGAUGGAUAAACCCAUUUACCUCAAAGGACCAGUAAAACAUGACCCUCGGAGGCAGAGUGAGAGAUCAGAAUCUCCAGAAGCCAGUUGUGUGUCUAUGAAGAGUGACAGAUCCAUGGAUAAACCCAUUUACUUCAGAGGACCAGUAAAACAUGAUCCUCGGAGGCAGAGUUCGAUACCAGAGUCUCCAGAACCCAGCAGUGUGUCUAUGAAGAGUGACAGAUCCAUGGAUAAACCGAUUUACUUCAGAGGACCAGUGACCAAUGACCCUCAUGUUAACAGUCAGAGAUCAGAAUCUCCAGAACCCAGCAGUGUGUCUAUGAAGAGUGACAGAUCUAUGGAUAAACCCAUUUACCUGACUGGACAAGUGACCUCUGAUCCUCGGAGGAAGAGUCCAAGAUCAGAUUCUCCAGAACCCAGCAGUGUGUCUAUAAAGAGUGACAGAUCUAUGGAUAAACCCAUCUACUUCAGAGGACCAGUGACCUCAGACUCUUGCAGGAGCUUGGGUAAGAGAUCAGAGUCUCCAGAACACAACAGUGUGUCUAUAAAGAGUGAUAGGUCUAUGGAUCAACCCAUUAACCUUGGAGGUCCAUUGACAUCUGACCCUCGAAUGAAAGCCUACGUUGGAAAGAACAACAGUGAAGCAUUGACAAGAACAUGUGCAGUUAAGACAGAACUGCAGACAGUCAAAGACCAGCACAAAAUCAGCAUGAAGAAUAAGUAUGAGAGACUAUUUGAGGGAAUCAAAGAAAAAAACACUCAAACCCUCCUGAACAGGAUCUACACACAACUCUACAUCAUAGAGGGAGAGAGUGAAGGGGUGAAUGAAGAGCAUGAGGUUUUACAGAUGGAAAAAACAGCCAGAACACAACACUCGCAAGACACUCCAAUAUACUGCCAAGACAUCUUUAAGGCCUCACCUCAAUCAGAAUCUGAAGAGAAAAAACAUAUCAAGACGGUUCUUACUAAAGGCAUCGCAGGAAUUGGAAAAACCGUCUCUGUGCAGAAGCUCAUUCUGGAUUGGGCUGAGGGAAAAUCUAACCAGGAUGUAGAUUUCAUGUUUGUGUUUACAUUUCGAGAGCUUAACUUAAUUCGAGACCAUCAGUACAGUUUUCACAGACUUCUGCUGGACUUUCAUUCAGAUCUUCAUGAUCUGGACUCCAGGAUUUAUGAAGAGUGUAAACUUGUGUUCAUCUUUGAUGGUCUGGAUGAAAGCAGAAUUACACUGAGAUUUACAGACAUUGAGAAGGCUUCUGAUGUGACUGAGACUUCAUCAGUGGAUGUGUUGAUGUCGAAUCUAAUAAAAGGAGAUUUGCUUCCUUCUUCUCUCAUCUGGAUCACCUCCAGACCAGCAGCAGCCAGUCAGAUCCCAUCCAUAUACAUCAACCGCCUGACAGAAAUUCAGGGAUUCAAUGAGCCACAGAAGGAGGAAUAUUUCAGGAAGAGAAUCAGCGAUGAGCAACAGGCCAACAGAAUCAUCUGGCACAUCAGAAGAGCAAGAAGCCUCCAUAUCAUGUGCCACAUACCUGUAUUCUGCUGGAUCUCAUCAACUGUGCUUCAGAAGCUCCUGAAAGAUGAUCUGAGUACAGAAAUCCCUCAAACUCUCACUGAAAUGUACAUCCACUUCCUGCUGAUUCAGAUCAAUAUCAAAAACCAGAAGUAUGAGGGGACGGAUCCAGAGAAACUCCUGCAGUCCAACAGAGAAGUGAUUGUCAAACUUGCUGAAGUGGCUUUCAAACAGUUGUUGAAGGGCAAUAUAAUGUUCUAUGAGGAGGACCUGAUUGAGAGCAGCAUAGAUAUCACUGAUGCCUCAGUGUAUUCUGGGAUUUGCACUGAGAUUUUUAAGGAGGAAUCAGUGAUUUAUGAGAAGAAAGUGUACAGCUUCAUUCAUCUGAGUGUCCAGGAGUUUCUUGCUGCUUUCUAUUUGUUUUACUUUCAUGUAAAUACAUCUAUGGAGGGAUUGAAGUGUUUUGCUUCAAUACAAAGUUUGCUUAAAGGUGCAGUUGAUGAAGCCCUUGAGAGAGUAAAUGGACAGCUGGAUCUGUUCCUGCGCUUCCUGCUGGGCAUCUCAAUGGAGUCUAAUCAGAAACUCUUGCAGGAUCUACUGACACACAGAGAGGAAAGUGCAGAAAGCAUCGGGAGGACCACACAGUACAUUAAAGUGAGGCUCAAAGAUGGACUUGAACUCUCCACUGAAAGAUCCAUCAACCUGUUCCUCUGUCUACUGGAAGUGAAAGACCAAACUUUGUCCAGAGAGAUUCAAGAAUUUGUUAAAUCAGACAAACACUCAGAGAAGAAACUCUCUCCUGCUCACUGCUCAGUAGUUGCCUACAUGCUUCAGAUGUCAGAUGAGGUGCUGGAUGAGCUGGACCUUAAGAGAUACAACACGUCAGCUGAGGGGAGAAGAAGACUACUACCAGCUGUGAGCAACUGCACAAAAGCUAUUCUCUCUGGCUGUAGUCUCUCAGAUCAGUCCUGUGAAAUUGUGGCAUCAGCUCUAAAUUCCUCAAACUGUGUCUUGAGAGAGCUGGACCUGAGUAACAAUGACCUGCAGGAUUCAGGAGUCAAGCUUCUUUCUGAUGGACUGAAGAGUCCAAACUGUCAAAUAGAGAUACUCAGGUUGUCUGGCUGUAUGGUAACAGAACAUGGCAGUGGUCAUGUGUCUUCAGCUCUCAGUUUAAACCCGUCACACCUCAGAGAGCUGGAUCUGAGCUACAAUCAUCCAGGACAAUCUGGAGUGCAGCUCCUCAGCGACAAACUGUUUGAUCCAAACUACCGACUGCAGACACUAAAAUUGGACCAUGGAGGACAUUUAAGAAUAACACCAGGACUAAGGAAAUAUGCCUAUGAUCUCACGCUGGAUCCAAACACGGCACAUGCUCGUCUCAUUCUCUCUGAGGACAACAGGAAAGUGACAUGUGUCGAAGCCAAGCAGCCGUAUCCAGAUCAUCCAGAGAGAUUUGAGAGCAAUGUGCAGGUUCUGUGUAGAGAGAGUCUGACUGAACGCUGUUACUGGGAGGCUGAAUGGAGCGGAUGGGGUCAUGUUGGAGUGACAUAUAAAGGAAUCAACAGAAAAGGUGGAAGUGACUCUUGGUUUGGAUACACUGAGCACUCCUGGAGUGUUUUCUGCAUUGGAGAUGGAUUCAACGUCUGGCACAAUAAUAAGAGCAUAUACAUUUCUUCUCCUUCACCUUCUAAAAGGGUAGGAGUAUAUUUGGACUGGUCGGCUGGCAUUCUGUCCUUCUACAGUGUCUCUGACAUAUAUACACUCACACAUUUACACACAUUCAAAACCACAUUUACAGAACCACUCUAUGCUGGAUUUAAGGUUUAUGAUUCCUCAGUGUCAUUGUGUCAGAUUAAACACUGUGAGAAACAACGGAGACAUGAAUUGUUUUGUUCAUCUUAAAUUUUAAUGUUACUGUUUAUUUUCUAUUUAUGUGCAUGAAUUUACAGUAUUAUGAAUCCAUAAAUAAAUGAAUAAAUAAAAUUAA
Messenger RNA from Danio aesculapii, 3765 nucleotides. Its product is annotated as protein NLRC3-like. The transcript has 13 exons. Gene Ontology annotation, molecular function: protein binding. The record is from RefSeq and is a predicted model, not a curated record. Bases 189 to 3680 code for a protein of 1163 amino acids. Lineage: Eukaryota; Metazoa; Chordata; Actinopteri; Cypriniformes; Danionidae.